AUGAACGCCCCAGAUCGGUUCGAGCUAUUCAUCCUUCCCGAUGGAGUGCCAAAGCUUCAGAUCACACCGGACUCGAAAGUGCCGAGCUGUGUGCUCAUAAAGUUCGAGAGAGAGGACCACACGCUGGGCAACUUAUUAAAACAAGAACUCGCCAACGACCCACAGGUGCUCUUUGUGGCCUACAAAGUGGAACAUCCUUUGUUUGCCAACUUUGUGAUGAGAUUGCAAACAGAAGAAGGUUACAAACCUCGGAUUGCUCUUAAGAACGCAUGCACUAGACUGAUCUCGAAACUGGGCAUUCUCAAUGACAAAUUCAAACGCGAGUGGGAGCUGAAGGCCUUGCUUGCCGAGGGCGAGUCGGACGACAUAUAA
Ogataea parapolymorpha DL-1 is the source of this 372-nucleotide messenger RNA. Its product is annotated as RNA polymerase II core subunit. The transcript has 2 exons. The coding region runs from base 1 to 372 and encodes 123 amino acids. NCBI's taxonomy places the organism in Eukaryota, Fungi, Ascomycota, Pichiomycetes, Pichiales, Pichiaceae. Gene Ontology annotation, biological process: transcription by RNA polymerase II. Gene Ontology annotation, molecular function: DNA binding; protein dimerization activity. Gene Ontology annotation, cellular component: RNA polymerase II, core complex. The record is from RefSeq and is a predicted model, not a curated record.